Messenger RNA from Laccaria bicolor S238N-H82, 735 nucleotides. RefSeq lists its product as uncharacterized. NCBI's taxonomy places the organism in Eukaryota, Fungi, Basidiomycota, Agaricomycetes, Agaricales, Hydnangiaceae. The transcript is spliced from 2 exons. Bases 1 to 612 code for a protein of 203 amino acids. The record is from RefSeq and is a predicted model, not a curated record.
AUGGACGCCAAAAUUCGUUUGGCCAAUCUCAAGACGGACAUCGUGACGAGCACAUUCAUCGACUACUUGACAUCCUAUUCAGGCCUUCAGAGAUUAACGAUGAAUCUGCGUAUCAUGUACCGUGAUUCUGAGUUCGGAACGACCCACCAUGUACAUGACCUAUUCCAUUCGGCUCUUCCAAUGCACAAGGACUCCCUUACAGUUCUGUCUAUCAAUCCUUCUGGUGAGAUGAGGUGGCGCAUUUGCUCUAAUUUAUUGACACCUCUCUAUACCUGUCAAAAUCUGGUUGAGUUAGGUCUGUUUGUGGCAGAUGAAGGCAAUGUGGAAUCGUUCGGCGUGCCGGACAUGGUCGCUUCCGCCGCGAACUUCCGCCAGCUUUCUAUUCUUCAAAUAUUCCGCGCGGGGCCAAUCAGCGUCAGGGGCUUUGGGAUAAUAGGUCACUUAAUGGACUACCAUAACCAGUUGCGAAAAACUUUCAUGGACGACCUCGCUAGUUUCAAAAUCAGCGACCCGGAACGAUACUUGUUUCAAGUGACUUGCUUUGGUAAAAUUUUUGAGCUCCUCCCUGACCCCGUGGAGGUUGGGAAGUAUAGAUACACUCUUCCCGCUUGAGAUAUAUAUUUUUUGCAAGUGAUUUUGGCUGGGUUAUGGCGGUUACAAAGAGUUCCUAAAUACGUUGGAAGAGUUUUGGCGCCUUGUCAUACUUACUCACAUGUUGAGAGGGAUUGUUGUUUA